Molecule: messenger RNA, 2294 nt
Organism: Cavia porcellus (domestic guinea pig)
Lineage: Eukaryota; Metazoa; Chordata; Mammalia; Rodentia; Caviidae
Gene: Aplf
Product: aprataxin and PNKP like factor
Exons: 12
Coding region: 513-2006 (497 amino acids)
Biological process (GO): double-strand break repair
Cellular component (GO): site of double-strand break; nucleus
Molecular function (GO): protein binding; 3'-5' exonuclease activity; DNA-(apurinic or apyrimidinic site) endonuclease activity
Source: RefSeq, a predicted model, not a curated record
CCGGGUUUUCAAACCGAAAUUUGCAGGCUGUCAGAGCGGGGAAUCCCCGAGCGCGUCACUGGCUUAGGUAGAGGGCGGGACUUCGAAAACUGCACUGGGCCCCUGAGUCCGGGCUGGACCGCGGUCACCCGAGCUGAGUUUGGCUCCUCACCUCCCCUUGUUUCCUUGAGGCCUGGACAUGGCCCGCCUGUCUGUGGAAGGCGGAAGCGGCUGCAGGCGCCCUCUUCUCUAGAAGGAGCCUAAUUUCGCCUGCCAUGUCGGUGGGUUUCGAGCUGCAGCCGCAGGACGGCGGUCCCCGGGUGGCUCUGGCGCCGGGGGAGACGGUGAUCGGCCGCGGGCCCUUACUGGGAGCUGGCACGAAUUGUUUUUCCUCUGAGAUGCCCCUCUGCAAAGCCACCCUGUGUUGGAGCCAGCAUACUAUGGACUGAAACCUCUACAAACUGUGGGCCAAAUAAACCUUUCUUCCUUUAACUUUGGAUUUGAGAUAACAGACAAGAGAAUAUCCAGAAGACAUGCCAUUCUUGAGGUGGUGGGUGAUCAGCUUCGAAUCAAACCGGGUGGGAUGUGAUGACGGAAGUGACGUCUGUAUUAAAGAGUUAUAUUUUCACAUAUUUCCAUGCCUGAUUAUGCAGAUACACACAAACCCAUGUUUUUAUCAGUCUUCUGAGAACAGCCAGCUCUUACCAAUGAAGAAAAAUCUUUGGCACUGGUUGAAUCCUGGAGAUAGUUUUUCUUUGUUAGUUGACAGAUAUAUUUUCCAUGUUGUCUCCACACACUCUGAAAUGGAACUAGAAUGCACCUUAAGAAACAGUCAAAUGCUUGAUGACGAUGACAUACCGAAUGAAGCACCCAAAUCUCCUGUGAUUGAUUUACCUGACAGGAAAGCGGGUGCCUCACAUCUGAAAACAACCACAGAAAUAACUGCGACCCAGGCCACUACCACAAGUAGUUUGGUGAGAAAUUCUUCUAUAAAUGAAUGCAGAGGCCUGAGUAAACAGCUGUCAGAGCCUGCCCAGAGAAAAAGAAUCCUUCCAGCAUGGAUGUUGCAAGAUUUAAGUGAUGAAAACCUUUUAGCACCUGUCAUUAGUGGAGAUAACAGCAUAAUCCAGGGAAGUGGGAAAGAAGGAAUCUGCAAAGAAAAAACUCAGAAAAACAUAACACAGCAAGGAAGAAAGCGAAUUUCAUCAGGAAAUUCAGAAAGUGUAACUGGUGGACAAGAUGCAGGAAAAAAGUGCAAAGAUACUGCUCAAGAGGACUCUGAUGUUUCAUCCAAGGAAAUGUCACAGUCAUUUUCUGCAACCACAUUAAGUAAUCCAGAUAUGCAUACUUUGAAGAUUAAUACACAGAGAAAUGAAAUUCCAGUAGUGAAGCUUGGUAAGAUUUCUGAGCAUAAAAACAUGACUGAAGGAACUCUAAAUAAAGAAGACAAGGCAGGAAGCUUUCCUGAGACUUCUUCUAGUGUCCAAGGCAAGUUAUUCCACAGCGAGUCUCAGAGAUCUCAUCCUAAGUCCAACUGUGAACCUUCCAGUUCUGAAACUUUGCAGGCAAAGGCAUCUGAUUCACUUCUACCAAGUUCACAAGAGAACAAGAUCAAGAGGUCCUCCUGCAUGUAUGGAGCAAACUGCUACAGAAAGAAUCCCGUCCAUUUUCAGCACUUUAGCCACCCUGGUGACAGUGAUUAUGGAGCUGUGCCUGUCACAGAUCGAGAGGAGACUGACCAGAGACCUGAAUGUCCCUAUGGAGCAUCUUGUUAUAGGAAGAAUCCCCAGCACAAGAUAGAAUAUAGACACAGUGUACUUCAAGAGAGAAGUGCCACAGAUGAAGAUGAUGAUACUGGACAGCCCAGUGAGUAUGACCCGAAUGACAGCUUUCCAGAUGAUGAGGAAGAAGAGUAUGAGCCCACAGAUGAAGAUUCUGACUGGGAACCAGAAAAGGAAGACCAAGGACAGGAAGACGUUGAAGAGCUUUUGAAAGAAGCAAAAAAGUUUAUGAAAAGAAAGAAGUAACUCUUUUCCUAUCUUAGGUUCACAUUGACUUUUUCUGUGUGGAAAAAUUCAGGAACUAAGUGGUGCUUAAGUGAUCUUUUCCCUUCUUUUGAUAGUUGUAACUUUUGCUGUUGACUCUUUGUGAAUAAAAUAUUGAAACAUCUGUCUUCAGUAAAGCAAGAAGAAUUAAUUUUGUUGUCCUGCCCUUUCUUGGCCUGUUUAAGGCAAGAAGCAGCAGACAAAGAGGUUAAAGAGUAAUAAUUGAUAUUUUUCAGUACUUUGUAUAUUGGCAAUAAAAAAUAAAAUCCA